Messenger RNA from Eruca vesicaria subsp. sativa (arugula), 1209 nucleotides. NCBI's taxonomy places the organism in Eukaryota, Viridiplantae, Streptophyta, Magnoliopsida, Brassicales, Brassicaceae. The record is from the annotation of a GenBank genome assembly.
AUGGGUCCUCUGUUUACAGCAACAGAGUCCAUCUUCCAGAUAGUUCCUGAGACAAUGGCUGCUUCUUCAUCUACAAUCCUUUGCAAUGCUUCCGAGUCUGACCUUUGUCGUGACGACUCCGCAGCGUUUCUUCUCAAGUUAGUAGCCAUUGCUUCCAUUCUCUUAGCUGGAGCUGCAGGUGUUGCGAUACCACUCAUUGGGAGAAACCGCCGGUUCCUUCAAACAGACAGUAGUCUCUUUGUGGCUGCUAAAGCCUUUGCAGCCGGUGUGAUCCUCGCCACGGGUUUUGUUCACAUGUUGGCUGGUGGCACGGAGGCUUUGAACAACCCUUGCUUACCGGAGUUCCCUUGGUCUAAGUUUCCUUUCCCGGGUUUCUUUGCGAUGGUUGCUGCUUUGAUCACUCUGCUUGUUGACUUCAUGGGGACUCAGUACUACGAGAGGAAGCAAGAGAGGGAAGCUGCUCAUCAGUCUGAUGAACAGCCUGGUCGUGAACAGUCUCCAGGUGGUAUUGUUGUUCCCGUGGUUGUGGAAGGUGGGAACGAUGAUGAUAAAGUGUUUGGAGAAGAAGCCAGUGGCGGGAUUCACAUUGUUGGCAUUCAUGCUCAUGCUGCUCACCAUACACAUAGUCACUCUCAAGGUCAUGGUUCAUGUGAUGGACACCAGAAAAUCGAAAUUGGUCAUGCUCAUGGACAUGGACACUCGCACGGAGGUUUGGAGCUCGGAAGUGGAGCAAGGCAUGUCGUUGUUUCUCAGGUUUUGGAACUUGGAAUCGUGUCACAUUCGAUUAUCAUCGGCAUAUCACUUGGAGUAUCUCAAUCUCCAUGCACAAUACGGCCUCUAAUCGCAGCACUAUCAUUCCACCAGUUCUUUGAAGGGUUUGCGCUCGGUGGAUGCAUCUCCCAAGCGCAGUUCAAGAACAAGUCAGCGACCAUAAUGGCUUGCUUUUUCGCCCUCACAACACCGAUAGGGAUCGGUAUUGGAACUGCAGUGGCGUCGUCUUUCAACUCUCACAGCGUUGGAGCAUUGGUCACAGAAGGUAUCUUGGAUUCUCUGUCGGCAGGGAUACUUGUGUACAUGGCUUUAGUGGAUCUCAUAGCUGCUGAUUUCUUGAGUAAAAGAAUGAGCUGUAACUUCAGGCUUCAGAUUGUUUCUUAUAUGAUGUUGUUCCUAGGAGCUGGACUCAUGUCUUCUCUUGCUAUUUGGGCUUAG